Molecule: messenger RNA, 3055 nt
Organism: Odobenus rosmarus divergens (Pacific walrus)
Lineage: Eukaryota; Metazoa; Chordata; Mammalia; Carnivora; Odobenidae
Gene: CAMK2A
Product: calcium/calmodulin-dependent protein kinase II alpha
Exons: 18
Coding region: 105-1541 (478 amino acids)
Biological process (GO): protein phosphorylation
Cellular component (GO): neuron projection; cytoplasm
Molecular function (GO): ATP binding; calmodulin binding; calcium/calmodulin-dependent protein kinase activity
Source: RefSeq, a predicted model, not a curated record
CGGCAGCACAGGCCCGCGAGUGGCCCCUAGUUCCAGGAGCAGAGUAGCAGAGCCCCAGGUCUGGUCCUCCAGCCCCACGCCUCGCCUGCCCGCCCAGCGCCAGGAUGGCCACCAUCACCUGCACCCGCUUCACGGAAGAGUACCAGCUCUUUGAGGAACUGGGAAAGGGAGCCUUCUCAGUGGUGCGCAGGUGUGUGAAGGUGCUGGCUGGCCAGGAGUAUGCUGCUAAGAUCAUCAACACCAAGAAGCUCUCGGCCAGAGAUCAUCAGAAGCUGGAGCGCGAAGCCCGCAUCUGCCGCCUGCUGAAGCACCCCAACAUCGUCCGGCUCCACGACAGCAUCUCUGAGGAGGGACACCAUUACCUGAUCUUCGACCUGGUUACUGGUGGGGAGCUGUUUGAGGACAUCGUGGCCCGGGAGUAUUACAGUGAGGCCGAUGCCAGUCACUGUAUCCAGCAGAUCCUGGAAGCCGUGCUGCACUGCCAUCAGAUGGGUGUGGUGCACCGGGACCUGAAGCCGGAGAAUCUGUUGUUGGCCUCCAAGCUCAAGGGCGCCGCGGUGAAGCUGGCGGACUUUGGUCUGGCCAUAGAGGUGGAAGGGGAGCAGCAAGCAUGGUUCGGGUUUGCAGGGACGCCGGGAUACCUCUCCCCGGAAGUGCUGCGGAAGGACCCGUAUGGGAAGCCUGUGGACCUGUGGGCCUGUGGGGUCAUCCUCUACAUCCUGCUGGUUGGGUACCCCCCAUUCUGGGAUGAGGACCAGCACCGCCUGUACCAGCAGAUCAAAGCCGGCGCCUAUGAUUUCCCGUCACCAGAAUGGGACACUGUUACCCCAGAAGCCAAGGAUCUGAUCAAUAAGAUGCUGACCAUCAACCCAUCCAAGCGCAUCACGGCCGCUGAGGCCCUCAAGCACCCCUGGAUUUCGCACCGAUCCACUGUGGCCUCCUGCAUGCACAGACAGGAGACCGUGGACUGCCUGAAGAAGUUCAACGCCAGGAGAAAACUGAAGGGAGCCAUCCUCACCACUAUGCUGGCUACCAGGAACUUCUCUGGAGGGAAGAGUGGAGGAAACAAGAAGAAUGAUGGUGUGAAGGAAUCUUCAGAGAGUACCAACACCACCAUUGAGGAUGAAGACACCAAAGUGCGGAAACAGGAGAUUAUUAAAGUGACAGAGCAGCUGAUUGAAGCCAUAAGCAAUGGAGAUUUUGAGUCCUACACGAAGAUGUGUGACCCCGGGAUGACGGCCUUCGAACCUGAGGCCCUGGGGAACCUGGUCGAGGGCCUGGACUUCCAUCGAUUCUAUUUUGAAAACUUGUGGUCUCGGAACAGCAAGCCCGUGCACACCACCAUCCUGAACCCCCAUAUCCAUCUGAUGGGCGACGAGUCGGCCUGCAUCGCCUACAUCCGCAUCACGCAGUACCUGGAUGCGGGCGGCAUCCCCCGCACGGCCCAGUCGGAGGAGACCCGCGUCUGGCACCGCCGGGACGGCAAAUGGCAGAUCGUCCACUUCCACAGAUCUGGGGCGCCCUCCGUCCUGCCCCACUGAAGGACCAGGCCGGGGGCCCUGUACUGCAGAGAUUUACUCUUCGUUCAUGGAAUGUGGCUGUUGGUUCUCCCACUUGGAUUUUGCUGGAACUCCCCCAAUCACAUCACCCCACUACCACCAUCAUCACCAUCACCGUCACACCUACGUCAAGAGAAUCUGCCUGCUCACAAAAGCUAUCACGACUUCCGAGCAAGUGGCACGUCUCCCUGCCACCACCUGUCACGCUGGCUCUGUGUCCCCUGCCAGGGCGGGGCUUCCUCAGGCCUGGGUGCCCUGGGUGCCCUGGGCGCUGGCUCCGAGGACUCCCCCUCCUGGCUGUUGUCCGCCUGGUCUUGCCUUGGCUGUAGGCUAGAACGCCCAGCUGUGUGUGCCCCCAGGGGCUGAGGAGAAAGAGGGGCAGAAUCAGGAAGAAUGUGGCAUCCGCCCCCCAUCUCCCUGUCUCUCCCUUCCAGGGUCCCCCCAGCCCCGUGAGCCAGCCUCCCCUGUGGGAGACAGUGAGAGAGGAGCGGACACCAGGAGCCCCCACCUCACACUGCCUCCCUAGCUCUCCCCCCAUCCCGCCCCGUCCUCUGUCCGUGCGGACCCUCCUCCCUCGGUGUGUGGAGCACGAUCCUCUCAGGGUGCCCCCCACUCUUCCCUUCUGCCUUCGGCUGCCGUUUACCUCCGACAGUAACGCCCAUUCUACCCUUCCAUCAGUCCGGGAGAAUUCCAGCUUCGUCACAUCGGAGGGAGAGAAUCUGAUUGCUUUUUGGGGGCAAAGAAGGCAACGUUUAGGUAUCACUUCUACUCGGACCGCAUGCCUUUUUAUAGCCAAACUUCUGUGUGUUUCGUAAAUGGAUUUUGCGUUCAUGGAUAUUUAUGUAAUAACUAAACCUCUCAAAUUAUAGUGAGGAGGGUCGGGUCAAGUUGGGAAGGGAGGUGGGAAGAGGGGUGAGGGGUAGUUUUUUUCUGUUCUAGGUCUUUUUUUUUUUUUUUCCAUGUCAUCUCUGAGAUGCACUCUGUCACCUGUGGUUAUCUGGGGCCGAGGUGGACUCAGCCCUGGGGACUGGGGGGGGGGGAGGGCCUCGCUGACAUUUUGGUCCCAAAGUUCCUUUCAGGACUGUAGAAACACCAGAUGUUAGUGCUAAGAAACAGCAAAUCAGGGCAGAGAGAGUGGGGAAGUUGUCAGGACAGAAAUAUCUUUUUUUUUUUUUUUUUUGCUUGCCUCCCAAACUGAGGUUCCCAGGAUUUCAUCCCACCGCAUCCAUGUGUGCCCCCCCAGCCCCUCCCCCAGUCUUUGGGGGUUCAUGAGCAUGUGUCUUCAUUGCCUCUCCCCUCCGCAUCUGCUGGUCCAAGCAGAGCACUGGAAUUUUUCCUCUUCACGCCUCGUCCUGCAGCCGUGGGUUCGAAUCUCUUUUCCCUUCUCUUUCCCUCUUCCCCGGGAUUGACUCUGACGUGGAAUGCCUUGGCACAUCCACUAGGAUCUACUGUCUGCACUGUUUUCUUUGCAUGACUUUAUAUGCAGUAAGUAUGUU